This is a messenger RNA of Dovyalis caffra, 456 nucleotides long. The record is from the annotation of a GenBank genome assembly. NCBI's taxonomy places the organism in Eukaryota, Viridiplantae, Streptophyta, Magnoliopsida, Malpighiales, Salicaceae.
AUGGAAUCCGUAUCUCUAUCUCCAUCCAUGCUUAGCAGAAGGCUUCUAUUUGCAGGCUACACUGCCUUUCUUAUAGUCCUACUCCUAAACCUCUCUUGUGAUGCCAGAAUAUUUCACCCUCCAAACUGUGGUGAUCUUAACUAUGAAUUGACUUGCAAGAACAGUCAUGCGAUUCUACACCAGUAUUCAGGAAAAUACUAUGUAAAAGAGAUCCAUUACGUUAACAGAACAAUCCAGGCUGCGAUACCCAUUCUGGGACAGCAGAAUAUCACACCUGUCUUUGUCCACGACCACUACGUUGUAUUUGGCGAUAUAAAGUUGAUGGAAAUAGGAAACAUUCUUGCUGCUCUAAGCCCUGCAGCAUUGAUCAUAUCACCAAUUUUGAAAGAAACAGGAGACAUUCUUGUGUAUGGUCUGGAGCUUCUGAUUCACAUUCGUCUUUCAAAACUCUCAUAA